AUGGUAGGAAGUGAGGUGACAACUCGUCCAAGGCUUGAAGAGCAAUGCCCCGUGUGCGGUGAUCGUGUAUCUGGUUAUCACUACGGGCUGUUAACUUGCGAAAGUUGUAAGGGCUUCUUCAAGCGCACGGUACAGAACAAGAAGAGUUAUCAAUGCGCAGCGUCUUCGAAUUGCCCAGUAGACAAAGCCGGUCGUAAACGUUGCCCACGAUGCCGUUUCGCAAAAUGUCUACAGCAGGGCAUGAAAAUCGAAGCUGUUCGAGAGGAUCGUAUGCGAGGCGGAAGAAACAAGUUUGGUUCCUACUAUAAACGUGAUCGAGCACAACGUAUGCAACGUAGCUCAUUAAAGGACAGUACCGUAACCGAUCUGGCCGGAAUGGAACAGACCGUAACCAGCAGUACUGAGCCGAUUGUGAUGCCGUAUCCGGAUGAUAAAGUGAAGUCCGAAUACGAUACCGUAUUGCAAUGUCUGACACUAUCCAGCAGCACACCAGUACAUCACGUGCCGACACCAACAGCACGACCUACAGCCACACAUGAAAACGAGGGUCUGGCCGGUCUACUCGGAUGUUCGAUCGAUUUCCCAAAUUACCGUAUCAAACCCGAACCAUAUGAACCGACAACGAACGACUUUCACCAACGCCCACCGUAUCAUGGUCAUCCAAUUGACGACGGUAAGAAAAUGCAAAUUGUAGAUUGC
This is a messenger RNA of Ostertagia ostertagi, 699 nucleotides long. Lineage: Eukaryota; Metazoa; Nematoda; Chromadorea; Rhabditida; Trichostrongylidae. The record is from the annotation of a GenBank genome assembly.